This is a messenger RNA of Oncorhynchus kisutch (coho salmon), 2338 nucleotides long. It is a transcript of the gene ifit8, whose product is annotated as interferon-induced protein with tetratricopeptide repeats 8. Gene Ontology annotation, cellular component: cytosol. Bases 110 to 1495 code for a protein of 461 amino acids. Gene Ontology annotation, biological process: defense response to virus. Lineage: Eukaryota; Metazoa; Chordata; Actinopteri; Salmoniformes; Salmonidae. The transcript is spliced from 5 exons. The record is from RefSeq and is a predicted model, not a curated record. Gene Ontology annotation, molecular function: protein binding.
UAGAAACUGAAACUUAACUGAGAGCAAUAAAAGACAGUCACUAUCAGAAAACACACUUAAUCUGAACAGGGACAGCUGGCAUUUGAAAAAACAAGUCCUGAUUUGAAUUAUGAGUGACAGUGAGAACACCCUUGAAAAAAACCUAAAGAAACUGCAAUGUCACUUCACCUGGGAGCUAAACAAGGAACAGGCUGACCUCAACCUCCUGGAGAUAAAACUACGUGAAACGCUGGAAGUAGUUCAGGAGGGAUUUGAAGGCAAUCUGAAAAGACACAGUUUAAACCUGCUGGCUUAUAUUAAACACCUAAAAGGUGAAGAUAAGAGAGCACUGGAAUGCUUAGAGAAGGCAGAGAGGGAAAACGCUCAUAGCGAGAGGCUGUGUGUAGUGACGUAUGGAAACCUGGCCUGGGUCUGCCAUCACAUUGGAGAUGACAUAAGAGCAGACGGGUAUAUUCAGAAGCUGGAGGAGAUACACAAGGCCUCUGCCACAGCCUCAACCUCUGUCCUGCUUGUGCCCAGAGAGGUCCACAGUGAAAAGGCCUGGUCCCUCAAGUUCUCAAAGCACCACUACACAAGAGCCAAGGAGUGCUUUCAGGAGGCUCUGCAGAUGGAGCCUGAAGAUAAGGAGUGGAACUCGGGUUUUGCCUUCUCUCUGUUCCGCCAGGAGGGCCUGGUGACUAGGGAGGACCAGAGGCUCUCCUAUGAGGAUUCCCUUGCUGUUAAACAGCUGAAUUAUGUCCUGGAGCUCAACCCAGACAGUGCCAUGACCAGGGUCUACCUGGGCCUGAAGUGCUACAAGAACCGGAGGAACGCAGAGGCCUGGGGCUACAUGAGGAAGGCUCUGAGUCUGGCACCCUACGACCUCAGUGUGGUACUACAGGUGGGGAGGUUCAUGAAAAAGGAGCAGAGUUAUGAUGAAGCCCUGGCAGUGCUGCUUAGGAUGCUGCAGAGGGCGCCAAACUCUUCCCGCCUGCACCACGAGAUAGCCAACAACUACCGCUGGAGGGCUAAGCAGAGCGGAGACCCCCACGACCAAACACUGCUCAAACGCUGUGUGUUCCAUCUGGAGGAGGGGGCACGCCUCAACCCCACACACAUCUACCCUCAGGUGGAGCUGGCUGUGAGGUACUCAGAGCUGAAGGACACCAGUAAGGCCAUGGAGAAGUUUCAAGAGCUGUGGUCCCGGUCAGAUCUGAAGCCCUCCGACCGCCAGGCCUGGCACCGCAUGUAUGGUGACGUCCAGCUCUACCACCUGGGCUCUGAGAGGACCGCUGUCAACCACUACAAGGAGGGCAUGAGGCUCUAUAACAUAUCAACUGAAUGGAGUCAGUGUAGAAGAAGGCUGCUCAAAGUGCUGAGGUUUAACAAGGAGAGGAGAGGAGAUGACCCCUAUGAUAUCAGAGAGUUUGUUGACUCAUUCAAGAGAGGGGUUUUUAAUGUGGAGGAAGCUGGGGUGUCGACACUGACACUGGGCCACCCCGAGUCCACUUCAUAAUGAGUAGCCUUCCACUGUGGCUUUACCAUCAACAGCUCUUUACAUGUUUGAUCAUUCAUAAUAACAAUUAGCUGAUAAUGCAUUUAAUAUACACUGAGUACACCAAACAUUAGGAACACCUUCCUAAUAUUGAAUUCCCCCCCCCCCUUUUGGCCUCAGAACAACCUCAAUUCGGCCAGGCAUGGACUCUACAAGGUGUCGAUCCUGUCCCAUGUUGACUCCAAUGCCUUUGGGUGGUGCACCAUUCUUGAUUCACACGGGAAACUCUAGAGUGUGGAAAAAUCCAGGAGCGUUGCAGUUCUUAACACAAACCGGUGUGCCUGGCACCAACUACAAUUCCCUGUUCAAAGGCAAUUCAAUAUUUUGUCUUGCCCAUUCAUCCUGUGAAUGACAUACAUACACAAUCCAUGUCUCAAUUGUCUCAAGGCUUAAAAAUCCUUAUUUAACCUGUCCCCUCCCCUUCAUCUACACUGAUUGAAGUGGAUUUAACUAGUGACAUCAAUAAGGGAUCAUAGCUUUCACCUGGAUUCCCCUGGUCAGUUCUUGUCAUGUGUAUAUACUGACUGACUUUCACCUGGUCUAAAAAGCACUUUACAUACACUUUUUUGUAUAGGGGGUGGGGUGAAGGGAAUUAGGGGUGACUAAUAAAAUACUACGUUGCCCCUCAAAUUGAAAUAUAUAAAUAUAAUAUAUUUAAAUAUAAACAUUUUGCCUAGGACAUUGUUUAAAAUAAGUGAAUCACUGUGCAUGCUAUUCUAACAUACAACUGAGAAGUGACAUGGAGUUAAGUGCUUAUUUUUGAAAAGAUAUACUAUUUCACAAUAAAAAAUAUGUUUGCUGAUA